Psylliodes chrysocephalus is the source of this 1224-nucleotide messenger RNA. NCBI's taxonomy places the organism in Eukaryota, Metazoa, Arthropoda, Insecta, Coleoptera, Chrysomelidae. The record is from the annotation of a GenBank genome assembly.
AUGUCCUUUUUUAGUGAAAUUGAAUCAGGUGAACCAGUAGAAAUGUAUAAACUUAAAAAAGCCUAUUUAGAAGAUACAUUUGAAAAAAAAGUGUUUUUGAGCUUUGGUGCUUAUCGGUCAGACGAAGGAAAACCGUGGGUUCUUCCUGUAGUGAGAUCUCUCGAAAAAAUACUAUCUCAUGAUGAAUCGUUGAAUAAAGAGUAUUUGCCCACUUUGGGAUUGGAAACUUUUAGUACUUCUGCAACCACCAUGUUGCUAGGGUUAGAUUCCCCAGCCAUUAUCCAGAAAAGGUAUUGUGGUAUUCAAAGUAUAUCUGGAACGGGAUCGCUAAGAAUUGGGGCUGAAUUCCUUGCAAAUAUGGGAAAGAAAAUAUUCUACGUUCCUAACCCAACUUGGGAGAAUCACAAAAGGUUAUUCUUGCAAGCAGGAUUUGAAGAAUGUCGAGAGUACCGUUACUGGAAUCCUACUACGCAUCGCUUAGACUUCGAAGGUCUAAUAGACGAUUUAGACAAAGCACCUCAAGAUGCAGUUGUUAUUUUACAUGUUUGCGCUCAUAAUCCUACCGGUGCUGAUCCUACUCCUGAACAAUGGAAUAAAAUUGCAAACGUAGUACAUAAACGCAUGUUAUUUCCAUUUUUUGAUUGCGCUUACCAAGGAUUCGUAACUGGAAACGUGAUAGACGAUGCGUAUUCAGUAAGACUGUUCGUGUCAUUAGGCUUUGAACUCUUCUGCGCGCAAAGUUUUUCAAAAAAUUUCGGCCUGUAUAAUGAACGUAUAGGAAAUUUGACCAUUGUCGUCAACAAUCCAGACGUAAUACCUGCUAUUAAAUCUCAAAUAACAUAUAUAGUGAAUGGAAUGUACUUUAAUCCUCCGGGACUGUGUGCGAGAAUUGUUACUUACGUUCUCAACAAUUCUACCAUGUACAACCAAUGGCAAGAUAACGUUAGAUCAAUGUCUUCUCGACUUCUACUCAUGAGGAAGCAAUUAAAAGAGAUUUUAGACCACUUGGAGACACCUGGGAAUUGGAAUCAUCUCGUUGAACAUUCUGGAUUUUUUUCGUAUACUGGAUUAACUCCUAUUCAAGUUGAAUAUAUGGUGAAUAAAUAUCAUAUUUAUAUGUUAACAUCAGGAAGAAUGAGUAUAACUGGAUUAAACUCGAAUAACGUGUAUUAUGUGGCAAAAGCUAUUUGUGAGGCUGUUUCAUUGUUUCCUCAAAUUCUGUGA